This is a messenger RNA of Dermacentor silvarum, 8515 nucleotides long. RefSeq names its product telomere-associated protein RIF1. Lineage: Eukaryota; Metazoa; Arthropoda; Arachnida; Ixodida; Ixodidae. Gene Ontology annotation, cellular component: nucleus. The transcript has 34 exons. Gene Ontology annotation, biological process: telomere maintenance. The coding region runs from base 125 to 5284 and encodes 1719 amino acids. The record is from RefSeq and is a predicted model, not a curated record.
CGCCAAAGUUGCUCAGGCCAUGCUUCGCCGGUCGUCGGCCGUUCACAACUAACCAUCAUGAAAGCUUCGUGGUAGUCUUCCUAGACGCUCGCAUUUAUUAGCAGCCUUACCCAACAGAGUGGCCAUGUUGACAGCAGAGCUGGUGCAGCAGCUGAAGCUGUCCACUACACACCAGCAGAAGAAGCUUUUUGGGGCCCUCCUAGAGGCUGAAGCCGUCACCAACAUGGAGGAGUUCAGGAAUGUCCCAGUGGCCAGCAGUGAAGUGCUUCUCUCUGGCCUUGUGGAGUUGCUGCGCUCUUCAAAGGAUGCCACUAUGCUGACCAGAGGAGCUGAUGUACUGGCAACUGUUGCACAGAACAAGAAUUUCAGCUCAAAUGUCAAGUGUUUGCAGCUGUGGCUGCGUGCAGCCAAGUGCCUGGUUGCCAAGGAGGAAGUCAGUGUGGAUGCACUUCGUGCCAUCAUCCAGUGCCUCAAUGUGCUGACGCCCGGCAGUGCCACCAUGUCCGACUGGUGCCAAGUGGGGCUGCAAUGCGUGCUGCACCCUGAAGUGCGCGCCGAGGCAUACGCUGCCCUCUGUGGUCAGCGCAAGGCUGCCCUGACGCCACCCCGCCGGGGCGUGGAUGCUCCUGCACAUGUGGCCAUUAGAGAUUGCAUUGGACCUCAGCUGGGCCAAUGGAUGGACGACUCCCAGGGCUGUGCUGCACUUCAGGUCUGGACUCUUAUCAUCCAAUGGAUGGGCGAGUAUCUGCCUCGGAAUGCUGCCUCGGUGAACGUGCUGCUGCGGGUGGCCAGCAAAGCCUUUGCCGCCUCUUCGCGGCCAGAACUGCAGCGCCAGGCCUUGGAGUCGUGGAAAGCACUCAUCUCCACCUUCAAGCCCGAGACACUGCGGAUGAACAAGAUGUUGAACUUGGUAAUGACCCCGCUGCGUCAGCGUCCUUCUGCCGACCCUCUUGCCAGACUGGCCCUGGUGCGCACCCUGUGGCAUCUGGCAAUCACGCUGGGGCCUCAGCACCUGUCCCCCUGCUUUCAGCAGGUGGGUGUGACACUGCUCAAGACCCUGGUUCAUUUUCUGACUGAGGCCAACACUGUCGCUGAGACCAAGCAUGAUCAUGACAACCUUCGGCGGGAAUGCCUGUACGUGUUGUUGCGGCUGCUCGAGCUUCCUGUAGAGGCUGACUGGACAACCACCAUGAACUGCGUACCUCUACCCUCCCUGGAAAGUCCUCUGGACACUGGCUUCCUGGGACGCCACCUGGAAAUUUGUGAACCAACUUGUCGGGCAGCCAUAGGCUUCGUUCAACAGUGCCCAGACUACGCACCUGACCUCGGCUGCCUGCUGAUGCACUUGCUGCUGAAGCGUGCCACAGAGGCCCACACAGCCGACACGGUGCCCACCGCAGCAGCCCUCCUGAAGCUCGUUCUGGACGGCCUCUCAGAGUGGCUCCUGGUGGCACCACUUGCCUGCAAGACUAUACUGCUGGAGGCCAGCCAGCUGCCGGAGAAGAUGCUCACAUCACACUGCUACUACUCGGGAAAACUUGGCCUGCUGCAUGGCACGCCUGUCCUCUCCCUGCUGAGACUUCUGCUGCAGCCGUCACUUUUGGCUGUUUAUGGAAGCACUGAUGAGGUGACGCAGCUGUUUCAGCGUCUGCUGACCUUGGGUCUGCAGAACCCAUCGCGGCUUCACCUGGCACAAUCUGUGCUGAGCUGUCUGGAACGCUGUCCACCGGCCGCACCUCUUGCCUGUGCCCUCUGGAUGGCACUGGCCUCGUCUCUGCUCAACUUCUUGCAGUCGGGCCAGGAGGUGAACCAGGGCAGCGACCUGGAGCCCGACUUCUCGGCUUUGGUGGCUGCCCUCACUUUUCCCGUCCAUCAUGCCCUGCCCGAUGUGGGGGCCAAGGUGCGCAAGGCAGUGACCCGCAAAUGGCUGCAACUGUACCAGGCGUUUUCGUGCUCAGCGGUGCUGGUGCCCAAUGUGUCUCCGCAGGGAGUGUGCCACGAGGUCUGGCGCCGCCUUUGCCCUGGCCUUAAUGAUCAGCUCAAGCAGGACAUCGGUUACGUGGAUGCAGUGUCUGAGCUGCUGGCGUCUGCGGGUAGCUGCCUGCCUUCAUCCCAGUCUGCUACGAAUGGUUCGUCGCCAAGUGCCUCUGUGCUGUCUGGCAGCAGCGGCAGUUCCCCUCGUCGGUGGGGGCUGCGUCCCCAGCGAGGCAGUGCCCUGGGUGACCUGCAGCCCUACUGCCAGGCCCUGGUGUGGGCACUGGAUGCGGUUGCCAGCCACCAGUUGCUCCCAAAUGAGUCCCGUCAGUCAGUGGCCAGCAUUGUGGGGAAGCUGGUGCGGCCAGUGCAGGACCUGCUGUCUUCACUCCGUGGCAUGCCAGCCCUGGUCGAAGCAGUGACACUGCUAGGGCCAGCGCUGUCCUCACUACUAGCCCGAGGCAGUGGUCACACCUCCAAGGUAGAGCCUGUGUGGAUGGCCCUGUGCGGGGCUCUGUCCUCCCAGUGCACAGCGGGUCCGAGGGAUGACUCCCUGCUGUGUGCGCUGACUCCUCUGCUCGAGGCGGCCCUGGGGCAUUCUCGUGGUCAGGUGCAUGACCGUGCCGUCCACCUGUGGCAGUCGUUGUUUGCUCGCUGCCCUGGCCUCCACGUGCCGCCCAGGCUCAGGGAAUUGCUACGCAAGGUGAAACCCUCCCUGGUGCCCGAUGUGGAGCCUGAAGCAUUAGCGAUCUGCGAGCCAGCGUCCUUCUCCCAGGAUUCCCUGGUGCCAGACGCUUGUCUUCCGACAACACCGCAAAAGAAAGAAGCGCUUUCAUUCAGCCCUCUGGUUUCAUCCAAGAACCGCUGGACACCUCCAUCUGGCAGCGCUGGCUCAACGACACGCCCCACAGUUGUGCGGAUUCGGACACCCCAGAGGGCCACGCAGUCCCCACGCAAAAGGCGCUCCCUCUAUGACUUCCGAGCUGAUGAAUUUGUCGAGGUGGUCUCUCCUGUCAAAAAGAAGCAAGUGCUGACUGAGCACCAGAAGGAAGUCCGCAAGGAACGGAGGUCCUUGCCCGCCUUGUACAGCAACCUGUCCCAGAGUGGCCUAGACAGCCAGGAUUCGGAGACUCCGCAGGAGUCCGAGGACAUGGACGAUGCGCCUUCCACCUGCACAAAGAACCAGGCUGCGCGGUCCGUGCCUGUGAUCGUGCUGGAUUCCGAUAGUGACGAAAAUGGGCUGCAGUCAGAGGGACCACCGAGCCGUGAAGUGUGCCACACUCCACCAUUGCAGGAGAUCCAUCCGCCAAACACAGCCAGUGGCGACGUAGUGCCUGAGACCCAACAGGACUCCGCACCCUGGCCAACCUCUGUGGAAACUCCCAAGGGCCAGAAGCCAUGCAAGGUGGGCUCUCCUUCCCAGCCGAUGGCAGCAGGCAGCCCCCGAGUGCAUCGUCCUAAGGCCAGACUCUCCUUCACUCGACCAUCUGCGCCAGGCCAGGAAACGUGUGAGACAUUGGCAGACACUGACAUGGUACCCAGUUCACAGUCCACCAUCGACUCUACUGACGAAGUCGAAACGGUCAACUCUGGUCAAGAUAAGCCAGUCGUGGAUCACACGCUACAAGAUCCGCACCCAGACAGCCCCGUCACAGUCUGGCUGCAAGACAAGGAGAGGGGCCGGCUAGUUGCCAGUCAGGAGACGCCGGUGUCUCCUGCCAAGAGCAAGCGCCGAAAGUGCAGGUCAUUACCGGCAAGUGCUCAAGAGGACACCGGUGACAACCUCAAAAAGAACAAGAAGCAUUCCCGUGGGUCGCUGCUUGCUAGCGCUCCUAUCAGGUGGCAGGACGAGAUUUUGGAAGACGGCAUCGCUCCGCUUGUGGACGAUGAUGCAGAGGAACCUACAGACAGCCUGCCUGCAGAGCAGAAGUUACAAGAGUCUGGGGAAGACGACAACACAGUUAACGGGCACGUUGAAGAACUAUGUUCAACACAAGAGUCAGCUGACACUGAAACGUACAGCUGCGAGGAACAACUGGUGGAUGAAAGAGAGCCCGUGACAAAGGACGUCAAAAUCCCUCCGCACUGCGAGCCUUCAGUGGCAUCCCCGGCACUUGUAAACAGUGAGGCAAGCGAGGAGUGCAUCCUGCGAAUGAGCGAAGGUUCCUCUGCAUGUUACAGUGAAAGCACCGAGUGCAGCAUCCAGGCAGCCACAUCUCAGGCCUCACCGGAGUUUGGUGCACCUAUUCCAAGCUCUGAAGACACUGAUGGAGUGGAGUUGGCAGUGGACACCGAAGAGCAAAUAGUAGCCCAAGGUUGCACUGAGGUAGAACUCGAGACGAGCGCUCCUGCUGAUGACACGUCCUUCGUUGUCUGUACGGUGCCCGAGACUGAAGAUGAAGGUGGCGUCACCAUGGAGAGCUCUAUGCCACAGACGAGUACUUCAUCCAAGCCGGAGGACACGCUAGCGCAAGGAAAGGCUGUCAGAGGAGCGCGCAAGCGCAAGCUUCCUUCACAGACGACAUCCCCAAUCGCCAGCCGCCUUCGGGCCAAGCAAGUGAGGCAAGAACAGGCACAGCAGGGCUCUCCUCCACCACCCAAUGGCAACGGAGGCAAGCCACCACCCCGAUGGUCGGGGUCUCCGGCAGCCCUGUCGCGCAGCCGCAUCAUGCUGGAUGCUGCCAUGCGUAACGUGGGUUCGUCCCCGAGCCGCCACGCAGCCAAUGCGCCGGUUGCACCGCAACCCGCCGACGGUGUCAGUGCUGGUCCUCUGCCCAGUAUCCUCAAGCGGCGCCCACCGACUGAAGAAGGCUCCCCGCAGGGAUCACCACAACGGGCCAAGCAGGUGCCAUCUGGCAGGCAUGUCUCGUUUGCCGAUCCUCCCGUGCAAGGCGAAUACGAGAUAGGGCCCCGCAAAGCACGCUUCUCCCGAGCCCUGUACGAGGAGCCAGAGAUGGACGAAGGUGAACUGGCCGACAGUCAGCAGCCACUGUGGCCUUCUCUCGAGGGCUGCACGGAGCCUGUGGAUGCUGUCCUGCCUUUGCUCACGAGCUCCCUCUGGCAGCGCAGCCUUGGGCGCAAGCUGCGGCUACAGGGCGUGACGACAGUGGGGGCACUGGCAUCGAUGACUUGUGCAAAGGCGCUCCAACUGCCGGUGCGAGCUCCACGUGUGGCUUCCCUGCGCAAGGCACUCGAGCAGUAUGCGGCCGCACUUCAGGAUGGCUCCCCCCUCAACGAGGCCUCCCCAUUGCAGGAUGCUUCUUCUGUGACGCAGAGUGCCUCUCUCGAGUUACCGGUCCACUCGGAAUGAAGUACCGUCAACGAGUAGCAACUCCACUGGUAGCUUGGAAACAGCAGAAAAUGACGCUGCAUCCACCGAUGAUGUCAACUGGAAGCCAGCAGAAAAUGACGCUGCAUCCACCGAUGAUGUCAACUGGAAGCCAGCAGAGAAUGACACUGCAUCCGCCAAUGAUGUUAACUCGAAGCCAGCAGCGAGUGACAGCACCUACACAGAUGACGUGAACUUCGAGCAAGCCUCGGAUAACGAGACCAUAGACAUGCCCUGCACGCAGGCACCCACUGCUAGAACCUCACAGGAAGACGACCUGGCCACCUUGAUGGAAGAUGAAACUGAGAUUGCUUGUUCGCCGUCAUCUGAGCCAAAGGAAUCGAUGGCUGCACCCACAAGUCUGCACAAUUCCACAUCGCAGUCAGAUGAGGAUGCACAAACCAUUGUCAGCUGUGGGGUGCAAUGCUGCCCACUGAGAACAGAGGGUGCGGUGCAGACAGGCCCGGUGGUGCUAUCCAAGCUUGAGGUCUGCCAGCUCCUCACCCCCGAUUUCUUUGCAUCUCUCGAGCGAGCCGAGCUGGGCCGAAUCCUCAGCACUAUCGCCACGGUUGUCGCCCAGAACCCUCUACCGCAAGAGUGAGAGAGCACCUUGGCUGUGGUUCAUCCAUCAAAUACUCACAAUACACACAGUCAACAAUGCUGGCAUGAGCAAUUCAGUGGCAAGUUCUUUUUUUUCAUUUCCACUGCCGACUGUACUGCUCCAAGACACUGGACUCUGAUGAUUAGUGGGUGCAACAUUCACUGCCUCGUUACUUGUCACCUGCCAUCCAUUUUAAUUUUAGUAUCAUUACCUGUUAUUGACAUUUGUAAGCUGAGCUCUUCAUUUUUUUUUUUUCUCUCGCAUUAAUUUUUAUUUUUCUAUGAGCAUUGGCUGCCAAUGUAAGAUCAACAUCUUUUACAAUUUCAGCUAAAUAGAAGAGCUCAUUACUUCAUGCAAAGCAGCUCUACAGCUCGCUGCUUGUUUUAUGUGCACCAUAUGCUUCCACAUAUAGAUCAGUCCCGUACGAAAAAGAAGGAAGGGUUGCUUGGAAACAAAUUCCACAGGGAUCCUUCUUGUAGCUGUUCUUUUACAGUUGCCCUUACAUCAUUCAUCAAAUACCAAGGCAGCCAGCUUGCUUCUCAAUGCUUUUAAUUGUGCUGCAAGUUGAAUUUAUUAUUAAAUCAGCUGUAGUUCGACGCGAUUAAGCAGUGUGGAUCUGCUUGAUGUAAUGGGAAGUGUUAUCAUAUAGAUGGAGUGGGCACCUGUUUAUUUCCACUCUUGAACAUUUUAGCUGUUUCUAUGAAUGUGAGCCAGAGGGAGCUAUUUGAACGAUGUGGCACCCAUUAUUUCUGGACAUUCUGUUACACUGCCAGGUAAUGCAAGCACUCGGUUGAUUUUUUGCUAAGUGGUCCACAUUACUGAUGCCAUGUUUCAGAGAGUGAUGACUUUUUAAAAUGUCACUUCUAAAUGCAUCAAGGCCUGUCUCCAGGAAACUUGUCUUACAUAACACUUCGUUAUUGGCUGGCAUUCUGGCACCUACCAUUCAGGAUAGCAAUUUCUGUAGUGGGACGAUCACUGCAGUGAUGGCCAAAUCGCAAUUUGCACUUAAGUUAUGUAAAUACAGGCCUUGUUGGUUUAAAGGUGAAUGAGAUGAACGCAGUCUGCAGGACAUGGUGCAGAAAUGUUAAAUCUGCAUUUGUUCAUUGACCACCAUGGGGGCACAGCGUCUGCCUGAGUCCCUUGGGGGCACAGGUGUCUUGGGGGCACAGGUGUGCUUGACACCAAUCUGGAAAGUGUACAGUCGCAAGUCAUUACUUAACAUUGUUAAUAUUGUGCAAAAAUCUACAGUGCCGUUUGUCCGAAAAGAUAUAUUGCUAAGAGCAUGGAUUUUUGUGUCUGAUCGAAUAGAGCAUCUCAUUAAUGUCUUGCUCUUACAUUAAGUUUGCCUGUUCAAGGUUUGUAGCCUUUGCUGCGAAAAAUGGUCCAACUGCAGAUAUAUAUAUAUAUUUGUUGCUAGGCUAGUAAAGAACUCCUUUUUUUUUUUUUUUUUGUCUUUUUAAAUUUCUGUGCACACUUUAUCCUGCUUAGCCGUUUACGUUUUCUGACAUGCUUGCACCAAAGAAGGAAGUUGUUUUCCACACUGCUUUUGGACUGUGAUUCCUCUGGUUUCGUUUGUUUGUCAUGAGAAAGAAUGUGCUUGUUCUUCUAGCCCGUGAAAGCAUAGCAGAUUGAAAUUCUUUUAUAACUCAGCUGAUUUUCUUAAAUUAAGUCAUGUUGUGUAUUAGAUGUUGAUGCAUUCAAUCAUUAUUUCAUGAUCAUCUCACGGCACAAUUACGGUGAGGGCAUUUAUAGUGGGAAAUGGCUUUUUGGUUGAACUUGUAUUUUUUUUUUAUUUUUUUUUUUUAUGUGGCUGUCCAUAUUUGAAGCAAACCAUUACUCCAGUGUCGAAUUUUACUAUGCACAAACUCUUGCCAGAUUUUUUUAAAUGAGUCAUUUUGAUGACUUAUGAGACUUUUUUUUUCUGCCUUUGGAAUGUGCAAAACUGGUGGCUCAUUACAGUAAAGUGCAGGUAAACAGUGAAGUGUACUUUUUUUUUUUAGAAAUGUGAGCUUUAUCAUUAUUAUUUUCUUCAAUAAAGACUAUGUAGCUCUUUUUCUGCCAGCUUUGUAACUGUGAUUUCUAUAAAGUCUCUUUGUAAAGUAAUUUCAGUGUCUGAAUGGUCAGGCUGUUCCUUCAUACACAAGUGCACUAUCUGUUUCACUGCUGGUUGCACAGUUUAUUUUAUUUAUUGCAUUUAUUGCAUUGUAGGCUACGAUUUUGUGCUCAGAAUGGACAUUUUGUACUUUUUGUAUAUGCACCUGCUUAUGCAUUAUCUUGUCUGAAGUGCACUAUUUGGAUGAGGUUCAAGACAGUCAUGGUAACACCCUCGAAUAGUCUUGGAAAUUUUAAAGGGUGGUGUUAGUGAUUGACUUCAGAAAGGAUUUGUGUGCAUCAGUGUGAGCUCUCUUUGCGCUUGCUUCCGUAUAACAGCGUUGUUGCUGGUUAGCUCUCGCAGUGUUUCAGUCAGUUUAAUUACCGAGUUUGACGACUUGUACAUAUGUUCCUUUGUCAUUUGUGUCCCUAAAAUUGAAGUUCUAUUUUGUGAUCAACCUCACUUUGUACAUUUUAGUCUUGGACCUGAAACAUUGAAAUAAAUCAUUUUACACCUUUUA